Messenger RNA from Heterostelium album PN500, 579 nucleotides. RefSeq lists its product as uncharacterized. Gene Ontology annotation, cellular component: peroxisomal matrix; mitochondrial matrix. Gene Ontology annotation, biological process: acetyl-CoA biosynthetic process; malonyl-CoA catabolic process; fatty acid biosynthetic process. The coding region runs from base 1 to 579 and encodes 192 amino acids. The record is from RefSeq and is a predicted model, not a curated record. NCBI's taxonomy places the organism in Eukaryota, Evosea, Eumycetozoa, Acytosteliales, Acytosteliaceae. Gene Ontology annotation, molecular function: malonyl-CoA decarboxylase activity. The transcript has 2 exons.
AUGAAGAUCAUCAAUGAGAAGCAAGUCGAUUUGACAAAGGUCGACUCUGCAAUGUUCUAUUCGAUAUCAUCACUUCACAAAGGUCUAAAGAAUGUAGACCUUGGACAUAUUCUAAUUAGUAGAGCCACAGAGUAUCUUCAGAUAAAUCCACAGAUAAAGAAUUUUUGUACACUUUCACCAAUACCCAAUUUCAGAAACUAUCUAAAGAGAAGAUCGAAUCAGGAUGAAUCAAUUAAGGGAUUAUUAAAUAUAAAUGAUUUAGAGAAUAUUGAAGAGAAUAAAGAUAAAUUGACAUCGUUGUGUCUACGUUAUCUAUUUGUAGAAAAGAAAAAGAAUAACAAGGCAAUGGACCCAGUUUGUAAUUUUCACUUAAAGAAUGGAGCAUCUAUUUAUCGAUUGAAUUGGUCCGGUGAUACAUCGAGUCAACGUAUCAAUGAAAGUUAUGGUCUGAUGGUAAACUAUCUUUAUUUAACAUCUGCAAAAUCAUCAAAUUCAAUCAAUUACAAACAGAAUGGAGUGAUUACACAUCAAAAACCAAUAGAUCAACUUGCUACACAUUUAAAUAUAACCAUUAAAUAA